Molecule: messenger RNA, 1005 nt
Organism: Linnemannia hyalina
Lineage: Eukaryota; Fungi; Mortierellomycota; Mortierellomycetes; Mortierellales; Mortierellaceae
Source: the annotation of a GenBank genome assembly
AUGCCACAAUCACCGCCGCCGUCCUAUCGACAGGUAAAGACGAUCCGAGAACGGAUACAGGAGGCCUCCACCGCUCAAAAGGUUGCCUUUGGCGUUGGCAUCGCCAUUGUUGGCGCCUUUGUUAUUGUCUUUUUUGUCUUUGAGCGUCAGAUCUUUGAGUUCCUCGAACCAGCCGUGUCAUACAUCCGAACGUCCAGCGCCGGUAUUGCCGUGUUAUCCAGCAUCAUGGCUGCAACAUGUAUCUUUCCACUCCUUGGAUACGGAGUUGUCUCGAUGAUUUGUGGAUACGUCUAUGGCAUUCCGAAAGGAUUCUUGCCAGCAUUCGUCGGCGAUAUCGUCGGAGCAUCCAUUUGCUUUUGGUUGUAUCGUUUUGCGUUCCACAACUACAUCAACCGCAAGCUGGGGCAAAACAUCGAGUUCAAGGAGAUGUCCAAGGCAGUCAGCAAGGAUGGCCUUUUUAUCCUGUUCUUGAUUCGGCUGUCGUCAUUUCCGUUUGCAGUGCUCAACGCGUACUUUGGAGCCGUGACUCUGUUACCCUACUGGAAGUUCAUCCUGGCAACAACACUGUCAACUCCUCGUCUCUUCAUCCCAAUCUUCAUCGGACACAAUAUCUCCAGCCUGGCUGAUCCUACUAUCGUGGGGAAGGAUCGUAUCCUCAAAUGGGGCAUGAACAUUCUCGGGAUCAUCAUCGCCUUGGCCGUUGGAUGGUAUAUUUAUCGGCACACGGUCCGGAGAAUCGAAAGAAUCAAUGCGGGACUGGUACCGGACGAGACUGAGGAGGAGGAGGAGGAGGAGACUGUUGGAUUGGGGCGACAGCAGCAGCAGCAGCACCAACAUAGCUCUGGUAGCAAUGAACAUACAGAUCAGGAUAGCUUUGAUCUGGAGGAGGUGACGCCUCAUAACUAUACUGGAGUACCAACAGGACAUGUCGCGGAGAUGGAUGCUCUUCAAGGUUACUCCCAGCCUGGGCACUAUGCGUCGAAUGCUGUUAGAGAGACAAAAUAA